Molecule: messenger RNA, 1953 nt
Organism: Gadus morhua (Atlantic cod)
Lineage: Eukaryota; Metazoa; Chordata; Actinopteri; Gadiformes; Gadidae
Product: mucin-5AC
Exons: 16
Coding region: 469-1770 (433 amino acids)
Source: RefSeq, a predicted model, not a curated record
UUGCCAGUAGAAACUUCUACAACAGUAUCCCUGUCUCACCCUAAAGUCGUCCCCCACCUUUUUGGCCACGAGGUCAAAGAGCACGGAGAGGGCCAGGGCGACCACGCCCACUCCUCCGUGGCGGACCCUGGUGCUGCCACCCAGCUCCCCGCUCACGUUGUGGCGGAAGGAGGCCAGCUGCUCCGGCGUCAUGCCCCUCUGCAGCGAGGCGUACUGGUGCAGCAGGGACGCACGCGACUCCAUGGACAGGAAGGCGGUGAGGACGGGGUCCAGGGAGAUGUCUGGAACCACACCGGCAUCCCUGGCCACGGAGAACAGCUGCUGGACGGUGGUCUGGGAGGGGAGACAGAGGCUGGUCGCACCGACGGACGGCAGGGUCAUGGCGGCGCCGAAUUAUUAUUUUUAAUUUUGUGUCCGCUGAAAGGUACAGGGUUGAAGAUUGAAGUUGGGUUGAACAGAUUAACCAAGAUGCUGAGUUACUGGGCUAGAAUUUGCAUUGGACUGACAAUGAUGCUUCAAGCAACGAAUGGACAAACUGGUAUAACACCUGACCCAUCUGGACCACCGGAGGUUACCAGUGGUAGCUCAAUGACUUCUUCUACCAACGUGUCGUCAAAUACAUCAGCUGCACCUUCAUUAGUGACAACAUCUACAACAUCAUCUCCUCCUUUGACGAUCAGUCCAAACCAAACAAAUGCUUCUACAAAUGGUUCAAAGACAACAGCUGCUCCUUCAUUAGUGACCAACUCUACAACAUCAUUUUCUCGUUUGACUAUCAGUCCCAGCCGAACAAAUGCUUCUACAAAUGGGUCGCUGAACACAACAGCUGCACCGUCAUUAAUGACCAACUCUACAACUACAACUGGUUUGACAAACAUCACGGCAAUAGCAGGGAAUACAUUUACAACAAACGGCACAAACACAACUCUCACUACGGUCUCUCCAGAAACCGUCCCCACAACUCCACCAGGUCCCAGCCAAACAAAUGCUUCUGCAAAUGGGUCGCUGAACACAACAGCUGCACCUUCAUUAGUGACCAACUCUACAAAAUCCUUUUCUCGUUUGACUAUCAGUCCCAGCCGAACAAAUGCUUCUACAAAUGGGUCGCUGAACACAACAGCUGCACCGUCAUUAAUGACCAACUCUACAACUACAACUAGUUUGACAAACAUCACGGCAAUAGCAGGGAAUACGUUUAGUUGCGCCAGCGAUCCCCCGUUGUGCUGCUUGGGGUUGGAUAGCAGCUGCUUUAGGGGCUGCUACUGUGACGUGGCUUGUCUUCGGUUAGGCGACUGCUGCAGUGACUUCAACGCCACUUGCAUAACAGGAUUCCCUACAAGUCAGCCUAAUUUGACCAACACAACCUCAACCAACGAAACAACUUUCCCUAUAUUUUCAUUUUCAGGGAGCUGUUCUGCAAACUCUUCCAUGUGUUGCUCAGGCGAAAAUCCAUCUUGUUUCAAUGGUUGCUUCUGUGACGAAUCAUGUGCUUCACGACCGAUCCCUGACUGCUGCCCAGACUACAACGUCACCUGCAUGAACGCAACAAACGGCACAAACACAACUCUCACUACGGCCUCUCCAGAAACCGUCCCCACAACUCCACCAGAUCCUCUGAAGUUGAUCUUUGCCCUGUCCGUUUCUUUUCUGGCUCCAGCCAGUUACAGUAAUUCGACGAUACAGGCGGCUGUUGAACAGGCUAUAAGGGCACUUAUUGAGACCACGGGUAGUGACCUUUCCUACAAGGUCCUCAAGAUUAAAAUCAAAUAAGAACCAAAAAUAAAACUUUACUCAUUCAUUUAUAGUACUGGUAUUUUGGUCAAUGGCCACGUUUUACAGUAUGCCCACACAAGGCCCCACAUAUUGGAUAUGGAUGUAUUGUUCAAACACAGUAGCCUAGGCCUGCCUCAUAACUAUGAACAACUACCAACAGCUAAUAAACUCCUCUCAGGA